Molecule: messenger RNA, 1064 nt
Organism: Mercenaria mercenaria
Lineage: Eukaryota; Metazoa; Mollusca; Bivalvia; Venerida; Veneridae
Exons: 2
Source: RefSeq, a predicted model, not a curated record
CAGUGUCGGAGAUAAAAGACGAUUUUAGAAACCCGAAAAAGAACUCUAUAAAGCGAGCUGAAGAUGCAUCGUUAAAAGAAGGAAAACAAAGGCAUGUUCCUGCCACACCAGAAGACAUCGUCCCUAAGUGUCAGACAGACAAACGUUGGAAACAAAUCAUGGAUCAACACAGAAAGACGUAUGCUUCUAAGACGGUAGGCGAUCUCCCAGCAGACUUUUGGGAGGUAGAAUGUAAGGCAGCAAACAAACUCAUUUCCAGUUUGAAACUAACUAAAACCGAGGGCAAAACGACAGCAGACGACACCUCUUUUACAGAUAAAAAGCAUGACAAUGAGAAAACGGUACGUAUAGAUUAUUCUGACACCUACAUAAAAUUUCAAAAUACUCGACGAUUCCCCACAGGCGUGAAUAAAAGCGACAAAAAGAAAAUAAGUCGGUUUACCAAAUUAAUAAACGAUAAAGUACGAAAGAAGAGUGCUGAAAUACUUCUAGAACGUAUGUCAGACGACAAAAACCAACGUACAACGGUAAAGGAUGAAGUGAAUGAAAAAAUAUCAUCUAUGCCUGCAACUACAAAGAAAGGUUACACUACACAACCUUUGAAUAUGCACCCACGCAAAAUUAAAAGCAAAGGUAAUAGGCAUGUUAAAAUUCCCAUAAUUACCAGCAAAAAGAAAGAAAACGUAACGAAAACAAACAAUAGUUACAAAACAUCAUCUGUAAAUGACAUAAAGAAAAUACAAAAGAAAAUCCAAAUAGAAAAAGCAGAAAAUGUGAAAGAAAUUCCUAAAAUAUGUAGCAAAAAGACGAAGAUUCAAGAAAAUAGAAACGAAAUAGAUUGCAGAAGUGCUGAUAACUUUGCCCAGACCAAAAUUAUGAAGUCGAAACGUAAAGAGAAGGUUACUGAAAAUGGCAGUGAUAUAUAUUUUGCAAAGAAUGUGUCUUCAUUGACAAAUUCAAAAAGAAACAAAAUCUCAAAGAUUUAUUCCGAUAUAUCAGUAAAGCAUUCUUCAACAAUCCCGGCGCGUGAAAGACACCCAGAUGCACCUAAAUGUGACACUUCA